Messenger RNA from Sordaria macrospora k-hell, 2196 nucleotides. RefSeq lists its product as uncharacterized. Gene Ontology annotation, biological process: nucleosome assembly; DNA replication-dependent chromatin assembly. The record is from RefSeq and is a predicted model, not a curated record. Gene Ontology annotation, molecular function: protein binding. NCBI's taxonomy places the organism in Eukaryota, Fungi, Ascomycota, Sordariomycetes, Sordariales, Sordariaceae. Gene Ontology annotation, cellular component: nucleus; CAF-1 complex.
AUGAAAGCCACUCCCUUGAUCAUCAACUGGCACCACGAAAAUAACCCGUAUCCUAUCUAUUCUGCCCAUUUUGAACCCGGAGGCAAGGGCCGCUUAGCUACCGGCGCCGGAGACAACAAUGUUCGACUAUGGAGAAUAGAGGAGGAUGGCGAGGAGCGCAGGGUCGAGUACCUGGCAACCCUUUCCAAACACACACAAGCAGUCAACGUCGUCCGCUGGGCUCCCAAAGGUGAACUCCUUGCCUCUGCCGGUGACGACGGCAAUGUCAUCUUGUGGGUUCCAUCAGACACUCAUCACGCGACGUUCGGAAACGAAGGCCUCGAAGACAAGGAAACAUGGAGGACAAAGCACAUGUGCCGGUCCCUGGGCACGGAAAUCUACGAUCUUGCCUGGUCCCCGGAUGCUGCUUUUUUCAUCAUUGGCAGCAUGGACAACGUUGCGCGUAUCUAUAACGCUUCGACGGGCACCCUCGUGCGCCAGAUCGCCGAGCAUAGCCAUUACGUCCAGGGCGUUACGUGGGAUCCUCUGAACGAGUACAUCGCAACACAAUCCUCCGAUCGAUCGGUACAUGUCUACUCACUCCGGACAAAGGAUGGCCAGUAUACCCUCACCAACAACCACGAUGACAAGCCACCAAAGAUUGCCAGCCACGCCAAAACAGAUCUCCCUCCUCGCAGGAUAUCUUCUCACAGCCCAGCUCCGCCCGAGUUCGGUAACCGGUCCGCUUUUACGUCCUUGGAUCCCAGUGCUAUUGCUGGAUCCCCAAAUCCUUCCAUCCCAGGUACUCCCACUUCGAUGGCCCUGCCUAUGAACCCUCCCAGUGUCAUCAGCCACAGCCGGAGAUCUUCGUUCUCGUCCAGGAGAUCGGUCUCACCCGCACCGUCCAUGCCUUUGCCAGCUGUUAUGCCUAUUGAGGCUUCUCCUAAACCGCAUUCUUCGAGCUACGGCCUGGGCAUGAAGAAUGCCAGUUUGUAUGCCAAUGAGACUCUUACUUCCUUUUUCCGGAGACUCACCUUCACACCUGACGGCAGUCUGCUUUUGACACCUGCCGGUCAGUAUCAGACUCAGCAUCAGGUGGAUGGGGUGAAACCUUCGUACGAGGUCAUCAACACUGUCUACAUAUACACGCGGGGUGGCAUCAACAAGCCGCCUAUUGCCCAUUUGCCCGGGCACAAGAAGCCGUCUGUCGCCGUUAGAUGCUCCCCGAUCAUCUACACCCUGAGACAGUCGCCACCCAUCACUAAGCACAUCACCAUUGAUACUUCAUCGGCCGAGGAGCCGAUACCUUCACUUCCUGAGCCACUAGCGAAGCCCUCAACAGCUCCGUCAGUGAUGGAGCCACCACCACCUCCUGUGCCCACCGAAAACUCGGCUUCAGGAUCGGACGCCCCCGUGCAGAGUCCUGGACCAAAGUCGGCAUUUGCGCUGCCAUAUAGGAUGGUCUAUGCUGUAGCCACCCAAGACUCGGUGCUUCUAUACGACACCCAGCAACAUACGCCUAUCUGCGUUGUGAGCAACUUGCACUGCGCCACUUUCACGGACCUCACCUGGUCGACUGACGGCUUGACGUUGCUCAUAUCUUCGUCGGAUGGGUUCUGUUCCACACUGUCAUUCUUGCCGGGAGAGUUGGGUGCACCAUAUACUGGAGAAAUUGGCCCACGACAUCCAGUGUCCUCUGGGGGAGCUUCAUCGAACCAGAACACGCCUAUUCCCAAUCCCUCGGGAGUAUUUUCGCCCCCAUCGCCGUUCCAUAACGGCGCCAACCAUCGCCAUAGGGACUCCACGAGCUCCAUUACGGCGCCUUCACCACCUGGGGCUGCUUCUUUCGUCAAUCCGCCACCUCCUUCACCCGCGCGAUCCAACUCGACUAGUUCUGCCAUCACUCAAGCUUCUGCAUCACAAGGCGGGGUUAUGACCAACCCGCCGCUUAUUUCUGGCCAAGUGCCAAGCAUCGCUGCCACCAAUUCGGGCAAGGUAACGGGCUUGCCCGUUGUGACUCCUCCCGAGACGCCACAGAGUUCGAGCAGCGGUGCCGGUUCAACCAGCUUGAAGAGGGAGUCAAGCGAUUCCCGCGAGGCGAACAACGCGGAGGAUAGCCAGAAACCUAAGCGGAGACGCGUCGCCCCUACGUUGGUCAGCGGAGGAGCAACGUCAACGGCGAACGGUUCCAGCAGUAGUGAUCUGCGCAAGGCGUAG